Molecule: messenger RNA, 1484 nt
Organism: Erpetoichthys calabaricus (reedfish)
Lineage: Eukaryota; Metazoa; Chordata; Cladistia; Polypteriformes; Polypteridae
Product: interferon-inducible GTPase 5-like
Exons: 2
Coding region: 155-1354 (399 amino acids)
Cellular component (GO): membrane
Molecular function (GO): GTP binding; GTPase activity
Source: RefSeq, a predicted model, not a curated record
AAGAAAAGGUGAGCCGGUGUAGCAGAGGUUCACACACGCGUCUCUGGUGUUUCACCAACUUGUACUGGGAACUCGGCAGUGGUUGUUGAAUAAGUACAAGAGGAAAAUAAACUAUAAACAAUACCAGCUAAACUAACUUUUCUCAAGAAACAUAAUGGGCAACACCAAAUCCACCUACUAUGGUUUUUUUAAAGAAAAUGAAGCAGAAGAACUUGGUUCACUUUACAGUGAAAUGGGGUUUGAAGCAGUUGUUUCCAAGAUUAAAGAAAAGAAUGAAGCUCUGGAAAAAGAAACCCUGAGUAUUGCAGUGACUGGAGAGUCUGGUACCGGCAAAUCUGCCUUAGUCAAUGCCAUGAGGGGUCUCAAUCCGGGUGAACCAGGAGCUGCUGAAGAGGGUACUACGGAGCAAACCAUGAAGGUAACACGUUAUAAACACCCCAAACUUGAAACUGUUUGUUUUUAUGACCUCCCAGGCAUUGGUACACUCAAUUUUCCAGCCAGGGAUUAUGCAAAGAUGGUCAAUCUCAACACAUAUGACCUUUUCAUAAUUGUAAUAGGUAACAGGUUCUUGGAGCAUGAUGCAUUACUAAUAAGAGAAAUACAGAAAAUGAAGAAGCAGUUCUACUUUGUGCGCAGCAAAAUUGACUUUGAAUUCAAUAAUCUAAAACACCAGAACCGGGAAAAUGACUGGCAGAAAGAGUUUGACAAAAUCAGAGAUGACUGCAUCAGAAACCUGAAUAAGAGUGGUUUCUCUUCACAAGAGGUCUUCCUGGUGUCCAGUCGCUUUAUAAAAGAUUUUGAUUUUCCCAGAUUCUGUGAUAUUUUAGAAUCUCAGCUUAGCGAGAACAAGAGGUACAUAUUUCAGCUAUCCCUUCCAAAUUUCAGUGCAGAUGUGGUUAGGAAAAAAAAGGCCAUCCUACACCGAAAAAUUCUGGCAGCUGCUGCGGCCUCGUUUGUAGCAGGUGCAUCUCCUAUUCCUGGAGUGUCCAUAGCUUGUGAUAUCGCCAUUUUAGUAAAAACGUUUCUGGAAAUACGGAAGAGCUUUGGCCUGGAUGAUGACUCCCUUGGAAGCCUUGCAUUGAAAGUUGGGAAACCUGUAGAAGUUCUCAAAGCAGAAGUCAAGAAUCCUUUUAUCUCCGAUAUCACUGAGACUUCUGUCAUAAGAGUCAUUGCUGGUUCAACUGCUGCUGUUGCUGUUAUGGCUGCUGAAGAAGCAGCUCACUUGAUCCCAAUUGUUGGAUCGGUUGUUGGGGCGCCUGUGUCUUUUCUAACUACCUACGGCAUCCUGAGAAAUUCACUUGAUAAAUUUGAACAAUCAGCAGUGAGGGUGAUUAUAAAGGCCUUCGAGGCUUGAUGAUAGUUUCAUUUUAAGAAUUUAGAUGUUUUAAACCUUUAAUUCCAUAUGUGAACCAGACCCUCAAUAAUUUAGAUUUUUUUAUGUGAUUUGAUAUACUUCAUUAAUCCCCAGGGGGAAACAGUCUGUG